AUAUUGAAAUAUCAACUAUUAAAAUGUGUGAAGUGGCGGAUAUCCCCUUCCAUAUCUAUGUACAGUAUAACGACUUAUUCACAAAUUACUACGUCAGUUAUGGGAAUGCAAUUUUGUGCUGACAUGAACAAUCGAUUAAUUGGGUUUGUGUCUGUCCUUGUUGUUAUAUCUAUUGUGACUGCCAUGGUUUACUUAAGUUUUGAUGAUCGACAUGUCUACCUAACUGUACGAUUUAACGACGAUGAACGGAACUAUGCUGCAGCAAUUGAAUACAACAGGAAGUUACUUGACGAAUAUAAUAUGAAAAUAGACGGAAAGAGAUACCAGAAUGCGUCCUUGGAAAUAAGACGAACAGUUACAGAAAACACUAAACUUAAUACGUGCAAUUUUACGACAACUGAAGAUAUGGACUUGAUGAAAAAGAAAAGACUUCCUUUUAUUGAAAGAUUUAAGAACCCAUGUUGGUAUGAAGGCAAAACACUCCUGUGUUUACCAUAUAUGUACCUUGUCGGGGCUGCUAAGUGUGGUACAACUGACUUGUACAAAAAGAUAUCAAAACAUCCACAUUUUGUGAAGCCAAGGACGAAAGAAAAUAACUGGUUGUGUGAUAGACGUUUUUUUGGAAAUAGUUCCUUGUCGUUCUACGCUUCAUACUUUUUCCGUAUGAUUCGUGAGAGGUUAGACAGGGAAUCUGGACCUUCCAACCUUAUCACAGGUGACGCGACGGUUUUUAAUUUACAAGGUGCGAGAAGAUGGAAGUACCUGGGACAAAAUAUUGGCAAAGACGAACCGGUGGAAAACACUGCAGACUAUCUGUAUCAUCUUAACAGCAACACCAGAAUCCUUAUCAACGUGAGAAACCCAGUUGACAGGUUAUGGUCGGAGUACCUUGAUCUCACCAGAACUCGAGAAAAAUCAGCACAACGUUUUCACGAGAUAGUUGUGAGGCAGGUACGGUUGUAUAACAACUGUCUGAAGAAACGGACACUUAGAAGCUGCAUGUACGAUAAUGACCUUAGCCAGCUUGCAAUGUUGUCUUACGAAGAAGUUGCCUUGAAACAAGAACGAUGUACUGUUAUGCCUACCGAAAUAGUGAUGUUACGUGCUGGGGUAUACCAUGUAUUUAUAAAAGAUUACCUCAAGACAUUUCCACGUGAUCAAGUGCUUAUACAAAGGCUUGAAGACAUAGCAGCCGAUACUGAGGGCUCCACACGACGGACAUAUAAAUUUUUAGGUUUCGAAAUGCUGUCGGACGAUCGAAUGAAGCAGAUUGUUACUAUGCAUAUAAUAAAUGGAAGAAAACCUGGUAACUUAGAUAAAGGACAGAUGUUUGAAUCCACAAGGCGUUUAUUGUAUGAGUUUUACAAGCCACACAACGAACAGCUGUCAGUUCUCCUAAAUGAUGCUAAAUACAACUACGGACCACGUGAUUAACAUCAAACAACACACUUUUCCGUUUAUAAAAUAUGAGAGCUAAAGAUCUAUCUAAUGACUUUUAAAACGUGACCUACUAAACAAUUCUUAAUUUGUCAAUGGAAAUCUUUAUCCAUAUUCUCUCUGUUAGUCGAACAUUCAUGUUGCAUUGCAAAUGACAAAUUAAAAUUAUAUUAUAUUGAAAUAGGUGAAAUAAUAUUUCUUUCUUUGUAUUUCUAUGUAGUAUGUUCAAAUAAGAUUUGGGGAUCUUUCGAAGCAAACAAAACCAGGUUUACUGUUUGAAAUACACUAGCGAAACAUUUUUUCACUUAUGCGUUCAUGUCACAUAGGAUGUCACACAGGAUCUUUAAGAUGAAGUGUUCUAUGUAUUAUUUAUAAGGUUUUGCAAACUAUACAAAAGGUAUCAUUGAAAGGACAUUGUUACAUUAGGGAUGGUGAAAGACAAUUUUAAGUCCUUGGCAU
This is a messenger RNA of Mercenaria mercenaria, 1896 nucleotides long. Its product is annotated as carbohydrate sulfotransferase 15-like. The record is from RefSeq and is a predicted model, not a curated record. Lineage: Eukaryota; Metazoa; Mollusca; Bivalvia; Venerida; Veneridae. The transcript has 9 exons. Gene Ontology annotation, biological process: hexose biosynthetic process. Gene Ontology annotation, molecular function: N-acetylgalactosamine 4-sulfate 6-O-sulfotransferase activity. The coding region runs from base 58 to 1434 and encodes 458 amino acids.